Gorilla gorilla gorilla (western lowland gorilla) is the source of this 747-nucleotide messenger RNA. RefSeq names its product DBF4-type zinc finger-containing protein 2 homolog. The transcript is spliced from 2 exons. NCBI's taxonomy places the organism in Eukaryota, Metazoa, Chordata, Mammalia, Primates, Hominidae. The annotation marks the transcript as partial. The record is from RefSeq and is a predicted model, not a curated record.
AUGUGUAGUUUCCACUACCUGGAAGACUCGACUUGCUCUCCGAGAACCAGUUCCCCGACAGGGUUCCUAGAGCGCAGGCUGCACGGCACAGCCCCAACACUCCCUGCUGCUUGUGAAUCUUCGCAUCGCCCUCCCAGGGGUCAGGAAUGUGUGCUUCGGUGUCUCCAGAGCCUAGCACCACCCCAUGACUCAGCUAGCGCUCGGAGGGUCCUUCCAUCUGCCGCCGCUGGGGCCUUCGCUACUUCCCCCUCGCUCCUACUGGCUGGCCGACCCGGCUGCCCAGGCCCGGAAGCCCAGGAUCCCAGUCACGCCCACGCCCCCCACGUGCGCCAUCAGCCCCUCCCCCAGCUCUCGCUCGCCCUCCCGAGUCCUCCCUCGGCCCGGUCCCCGCCUCUAGCUCCCCCUUGCCCUCCAAGGUCCUUCUCGGCCCCGCCUCCUGCCGCGCCCCCAACGCUGCUCCGUCGGCCCCCGCCUCCGGUCCCGCCCUCAUGCUCCUCCCAUUUGGUCCUGUCUUCUGCACUGGCAGAGGUCGCGGCCGGCCUCGGAGAGGAGACGCCGACGUCAGCGCGCCGGGGCGGGGCUGGCGGCAGGAGACGCCGCGUUGAGAGCUUGGGCUGCUCCGUGAGCCGCGGGCGCGUUGCGCUGCCUGGCGGCCUUUGCCCGAGCCGAGCCCGCUUCCCGAGGCCGCCAGUCGUCGCCUGCCCGCGCCUGCGCAGCGUCCCGGGCCGAGAGGGCCACGGCGGCGGC